Closterium sp. Yama58-4 is the source of this 1185-nucleotide messenger RNA. The record is from the annotation of a GenBank genome assembly. NCBI's taxonomy places the organism in Eukaryota, Viridiplantae, Streptophyta, Zygnematophyceae, Desmidiales, Closteriaceae.
AUGUGUGCGCUCAUACAUUUUGUAUCAUCUGUAUACUCAGACAUGUUGAUUGCUCACCGUCACUGUCCCUUUUACCCUUUCGUUCCCUUCGUCUUCUCCCCCAUUCUCCUUGCUGAUCGACAUCAGGAAACUCCCUGGAAACUCCCUGUCUGGCGCCCUUCCUCCCUUCCUCUCCACGCUCACAUCCCUCACUACCCUCUCUUGUCUUCUCUCCAUUUCUUUUACUCAGUCCUCCAGUACUUGUUUUACGUAUCUUUUCACACCCGUUUCCGUGAACUCUUCCUGCAUCCCCCCUCACACCUCUCCGUAUCCGCCUCCACUUCUCUGCACUGUUUUGUAUCGUUCUGCAGGAGGCUGGACUCGAACCAAUUCACAGGCUCCAUCCCUUCCGCCUUGUCAAAGCUAACAGCUCUCACCAUCCUGUUCCUUGAACGUGCCUUUCGCUUAUUUCCUGCCUCUUGUUCCGCCACCCAUCCCGUCCACCCAUCCCCUCCAUCCCCCCCUCUCGUCCUCCUUCCCCAACAACCUUCUAACAGGGUCACUUACGAGUCAACCCAAAACAGACCAUCCAUUCCCUCCAUCCUCCCCUCCAUCCUCCCCGCACAUCCUCCCCGCACAUCCUCCCCUCCAUCCUCCCCGCACAUCCUCCCCGCCUUCCUCCCUCUCAUCCCCUCACAGCUCCGUUCCCAACAACCUUCUUACAGGACCACUUCCGGCCUCUCUCUCCACCCUCCGCCAACUCGUUUCCAUGUGACUUCUGAGGCGACUCAAAAGUCACCCCGUUCUGUUCCCCUUUUCCUCCUUCCGCGUUCCCUUCGCAGCGACGUUCGCCAGAACAAGCUUUCAGGCUCCAUCCCAUCUCAGUACAGCACCCUCACUGCGUUGGAGGCCCUCUACCUCAGUAACAACUCUCUCUCUGGCGCACUGCCUUCUACUCUCAGCACGCUCAUCAGCCUACGCAACCUGCUUGUUGACAACAACACCAUCUCUGGGUCAAUACCAGCGUCCUUUUCAGCCCUAGUGUCUCUCGUCUACGUGCGCGCCAACAACAACAAGCUAUCCGGAUCGCUCCCUGCUGGUCUCAGCAUCCUCACCACACUCGAUUCCCUGAUUCUCUCCCGCAACACAAUAGCCGGCUCCAUUCCCUCUGACUACUCCGCCCUCGAGUCCCUUGCCGUGCUGUGA